CAAAAUGGAACACACAAAAAGAGGUAACUGCGCACGAAGAACGGGUCUCAAGCUUUCCGACAAGACAUGCACACCACAAAUUUCCUUUACUUUUCUUUUUUGCCUAACCUCUGGGACCACAAAUUUCUUUAACUCUCCGUAUAUAAAUCGACCAUUUCUAAAACCUUCCCAAUCUUCUUAUUGACUCAAUAAUCAUGAGACCUGCGCAGGACAAUCAAGGAUCCUUCCUCGGCCGGAUUAGUAUUCGUCGCAACCAGUUCACCGACGUCAACACCGAACAAGAGCAAGAAGAUCUCGAGCUUUUCCAAAAACACAUCGCCGAUCGUUUCACCGAGCUUCUCACUCCUCCACCACCACCACAACCACCCUCCGAUGAAACGGACGCUGUUGCUUCCGUAGCCGCGACGGAGCAGAUUAUGUCCGUGACUUGGCUUCGUAAGCUUAUGGAUGUUUUCCUCUGCUGCGAAGCCGAAUUCAAAGCGAUUCUCUUAAUGGGCCGUGACCCGACCCAGAUUUCUAAACCGCCUUUCGACCGGUUAGUUCCUGAAAUGUUAGACCGGUCGAUUAAAGCGCUUGACAUCUGUACCGCCGUCGUUAACGGAAUCGAUUCCGUUAGACAUUACCAGCGCCUAGCUGAGAUCGCCGUGGCAGCCUUGGAGCAACGUCCGUUAGGAGACGGUAACGUGAGGCGAGCGAAACGCGCGCUGGCGAAUCUACUCAUCGCGUUGAGCAUCGAGGACAAAGAGAAUGUAAGCAGCGGUGGCGGAGGGAAUAAGACGGUAGAGAGAUCGUGGUCGUUCGGUCGCCGCGGCGGCGGAUCGUCUGCGGCGAGUAAAGGAGGAGCGACGAUCGGUCAGCUGAAAUCGUCUUCGUGGGCCGUCGGGAGAAACUGGUCGGCGGCGAAACAGAUCCACGCAAUGACGGCGAAUCUGACGCCGCCACGUGGCAACGAAGCGGCGGGGUUGCCUCUGCCGAUGUUUAUAAUGAGCACUGUAACGGUGUUCGUGAUGUGGGUUUUAACGGCGGCGGUUCCGUGUCAGGAGAGAGCUGGAUUAGCGAAUCACUUGCCGGUGCCGAAGCAUUUGAAUUGGGCUCAGAGUUUGGUCGGAAUCCACGAGAAGAUCGGAGAUGAGUGGAAGAAGAAGGAGAAGAAAGGAUCAGCGGGAUUGAUGGAGGAGAUGACGAGGAUGGAGAAGCUUGGUCACUCGCUGAUUGAAUUCGCCGAUGGAUUUCAUUAUCCGGCGGAGAAAGAGGCUGCUGAGUCUGCAGCAGCUCAAGUGGCGGAGAUGGCGGAGAUAUGCCGGAGAAUGGAGGAGGAGCUUGUGCCGUUGCAGCAACAGAUCAGAGAGGUCUUCCAUAGGAUCGUGAGGAGUCGUGCGGAGAUUCUAGAGGUGCUGGAGCAAGCCGGGAAACUUUCAGCGCCAGUUGUAUAAAUAUUUUAAAAUGUUUGGGGGUGACAUUUCAAAGUUUUGUAAUUCUUUGGGGGUUAUAAGAUAUUUAUUUUCUUAGCUCUGUGUUAUCGUUUUUUUUUUGUCCAUGUUUGUGUUUCAGAACUCUUCUGGCACGGCCCAUAUCAUUGUGUCUACAUCUUCUUCUAUA
Molecule: messenger RNA, 1599 nt
Organism: Brassica oleracea var. oleracea
Lineage: Eukaryota; Viridiplantae; Streptophyta; Magnoliopsida; Brassicales; Brassicaceae
Exons: 1
Coding region: 195-1433 (412 amino acids)
Source: RefSeq, a predicted model, not a curated record